AUGUAUGCUGUCAGUACAAUAUGCUCUUCCGUCAAGGGCUUGUCUGCCUGUACACACGGAGAACAGGAGAACGACCUGCAGGAGAACGACCUGGGCCAACUUGAAAGUAACUGUUCGCUUGCCGAAAAAGAUUUCUUUCGGGUACAGCACGACGUCUGUUGGACACUGCACGAGCUCGGUUGUCUGACCAGACCCGUCGCUACAUCCGGGAGUUCGCAGCCACUGCCCGCCCUUGGCGGAGGAUCUCGAAGAAGGGCCGUUCCAGAUCCAAAGAUAAUAGAAGUGCACAAGUCGAGUGAAAAUAACGCUCGCCUCACUCGCGGACCGCACCUUGCAAGUGGCCAAGUAUGCGUGGACCCAUCUACUCAGGAGAAACGACUGAACAGUGCGUCCAUCGACGUUAACAUUCAGCCUCUCUCCUGGGAUGUGGACACCAAUGCGGACCGGCUGGAGAUCUACUGGCCGCAGUGUGCCCGUAAGCCACCCCAUGCGAGCAAAUACACUGCUGAGUGGCUUCACCAGUUCGCUGGCUUGUUCCAACCGAAAGAAGCACCUGCAGCUCCCCGUCCCGCUCCCGCUGUAGCGCCCGUCCCGCACCAUACAGAAAUCACGGAUGAAGCUUACACAAAUACUCGUUCUUCGAUCAUCCUCUGGAACCGGGAUGAAAUUGAAGAGAACCCACCGGAGGUUGAGUACGAAGAUUUUAUGGAAACUAGAGUUGGGCUGAAGCAAAUGCUGAAAAACGUCUGCAAGUACGGCAUCUCAAUUCUGAAAGGCGUGCCAGUCAAUGAGCACCAAAUAAAGACAGUCGCACGUCGCAUGGGCUAUAUCAGGGAAACCGGGUAUGGAAAGACAUACGAUCUUAAAUACAAUCCAGACCCCAGGACACAUCUGUCUUACACUGGUCUGGAAUUCGGCCACCACACUGACCUGGCGUACCGAGAGCGAGCACCUGGUGUUCAACUGCUUCAUUGUUUGAAGUCUGCCGACCCAGCUACGGUACGGGAAAAUGCGGGCGGGAGAUCUUUCUUCGUCGAUGGCUUCUACGUUGCACAAUGGCUUCGCUACAACUACCCCGCUCAGUUCAACCUUCUAGCUUCAACACCGGUGACGUUCUCCUUCCUGGAUUCGCAAAGAGAUCGGUGGUUCCGCGAGACAUGGCCGGUGAUAAGCGUGGACCACCUGGGGAAGCUGAAAGAUGUUCACUACAGUCUCUUCUCAAUGCGGCCGCCCCUUCUGCCCCAAAAUCAAGUGGCCGCUUACUACGAUGCCCUGAGGACUUUCGCCAACAGGGUGGAGCAAAGUACACUUCAGUAUUCUUUCUACCUCACACCUGGAGACCUUGUCGUACUCAACAACCGGCGAAUCCUUCACGGCAGAACAGCGUAUGACCCAACUAAAGUUGAACGACAUCUGAAGGGAUGCUACAUGGACCUGGAUGAGAUUCGAUCACUUUAUGAGAAGAUGAGGAAGGACGACCACUUGUAAAUAAUCAUCAUCACCACACAUAUGUAUAUAUUCACCUAUAAGUACCUGUGAUUUUAGGGCAAUGUUACAAACCAUUUACCCUUCGCAGCGGCUGGAAUAAAACCAAUCGCUUAUUACCA
Ornithodoros turicata is the source of this 1607-nucleotide messenger RNA. RefSeq lists its product as uncharacterized. Lineage: Eukaryota; Metazoa; Arthropoda; Arachnida; Ixodida; Argasidae. Gene Ontology annotation, biological process: carnitine biosynthetic process. Gene Ontology annotation, cellular component: mitochondrion. The record is from RefSeq and is a predicted model, not a curated record. Gene Ontology annotation, molecular function: oxidoreductase activity.